Megachile rotundata (alfalfa leafcutting bee) is the source of this 1050-nucleotide messenger RNA. RefSeq lists its product as uncharacterized. The record is from RefSeq and is a predicted model, not a curated record. Lineage: Eukaryota; Metazoa; Arthropoda; Insecta; Hymenoptera; Megachilidae.
AUGGAGCACACCGUCGAGCAACGCUACGCUGUAAAGUUUUGCUUUAAACUUGGAAAAUCCGCGUUGGAGACCCUUGAACUCAUUAAACAGCCUUAUAAGGAUGAUGCCUUAAGCCGUACAAGAGUUUUUGAGUGGCACAAAAUGAUUAAGGAAGUCCGCGAGCUCGUCGACGACGAGCACCGCGUCGGACGCCCGACGAGCGCUCGAACUGAUGUUCAGGUGGCCAAAGUGAAAAAAGUUUUGGAUUCUGACAGGCGUUCAACCAUCGCUCUUAUCAGUGAGGAGACUGGCCUUUCAGUCGAAACCGUCCACACCAUUGUAACAGAGGAUCUUGCGAUGAGGAAAGUGUGCGCGAAGCUAGUGCCGAAAAUCUUGAGCGAGGAACAAAAACUGUCGCGGGUGGAAAUUUCGCAAGAAAUUUUGGACUGCGUCCGGAAAGAUGAUCAUUUUCUCGACAAUGUUAUUACCGGCGAUGAAACGUGGGUGUACCAGUACGACCCGGAAGCAAAACGUCAAAGUUCAGAGUGGCGCACGCAGGGGUCCCCGCGUCCGAAAAAAGCUCGGAUGUCAAAAUCCAAAAUCAAAAUCAUGCUGAUUACUUUUUUCGACCGACGUGACAUUGUUUACAAGGAGUUCGUGCCUACUGGAAUGAACGUAAAUGCUGCAUUUUACGUGCAAGUACUGACACGCCUGCAAAAUCGCGUAACGCGCAUACGACCAGCCAUUGCGAGGAAUUGGGCACUUCACCAUGACAAUGCGCCGUGCCACGGUGCGAUUGUUGUGCAGCAGCUGCUGACGAAAUUUGACGUGGCUACGUUACCUCACCCACCCUACAGCCCAGACCUGGCUCCACCUGAUUUUUUCUUAUUUCCACGAAUAAAAAGAGAGCUCAAAGGACAUCGAUUCGACUCCAUUGAGGCGAUUCAAGCGGGGACGACGAAGGCUCUCAACAGUAUUCCGGAAACCGACUUUCAGAAGGCUUUUGACGAGUGGCAGAGGCGCCAAACUAAGUAUGUCGAUGCAGGAGGAAUGUAUUUUGAAAAUUAUUAA